Messenger RNA from Letharia columbiana, 1050 nucleotides. RefSeq lists its product as uncharacterized. NCBI's taxonomy places the organism in Eukaryota, Fungi, Ascomycota, Lecanoromycetes, Lecanorales, Parmeliaceae. The transcript has 3 exons. Bases 1 to 1050 code for a protein of 349 amino acids. The record is from RefSeq and is a predicted model, not a curated record. Gene Ontology annotation, molecular function: protein binding.
AUGCCUGCUUCUAUCAAGGACGUCCCUCCAGAAAUCUUCGAGAACAUCCUAUCCCACAUCCGUCCUGUAGACUACCUCAAAGUCAAACUCGUCUCCAAAAGCUUUUCGGACUGGGCUUCCAAUGUUUUCAAAUGGGAAGACAUGACUAUGGAGGAGGUGGUGCAGGGCCACACCAGCGUAGAAGCUAGCCUUCCAAGGGGUCGACGUCUAAAUUACUGCAUUUGCAAGCACUGCGGACUGGUCAAACCUACCAACGAGUUCUCCGACAACCAGGCCGUGAAGACCAACCACAAGCGCAUUUGCAUCUCAUGCGGGAUCGGCUACAACACCUACACCAAGCGUCAGUUGCCGAAGAUCAAUGGAGAGGAACACAUACCCUGCUGGCAUUGUAGGAAGGCUGUUCCGAAGUACGACAACUGGGAGGAGAUACUUGUAUCAGGAAAGGCUGUUUUGACGAAGUUGCUUGAAGAAACCACGCCUGAGGGCGACCCAAUAACAUACAUGACAUCAGAUCGUAGAAAGUUGUUCGUACUCGAGCCGUUUGGGGAACAGCAAAAAGCCAAAGAGCAUGACCAUUUGUACAACGAAUACAUGAACUACCUCAACCCGGACCUCAUCAUGGAGCGGGCUUGGGAGCAGAAAAAGGCCGAUGAGCAUGAAAAAGCCAAAGAACAUGAACGCUUGGACGGCGAAUAUCAGGUCUUGGCCCGUGAGACGGCCGAUCUGCAUAGCUUCCUAACGCACAUAAAUCGGUUGCUCGACGAUCCAGACAAUGAUGCCUCGCAGUUGGACAUGCAGCAAGACAUCAAGGUAACUCAUGAGCGGAUGAUUUCGCGAAACGAGGAUUUGAUGGCCGAAAAAAUGCAGUUCAUGAAGUGGUUGCGCAAACCAGAUGAAGAUUACAUGAAAUGGGAGGAUGCUCCCAAGGCUGCGUCUGCUGAUGAGAGCAGCGCAGCGAACAAGUAUGAAUCUGAGAUGUAUGAUGAGGGGCGGAGCUCUUUCAAGGUGCCUGAAAAGAAUGGCGGAACGGAAGAGAGCUCCUGGAAAUAG